Messenger RNA from Labrus mixtus (cuckoo wrasse), 1335 nucleotides. RefSeq names its product ribosomal protein L3 (gene rpl3). Gene Ontology annotation, biological process: ribosomal large subunit assembly; translation. NCBI's taxonomy places the organism in Eukaryota, Metazoa, Chordata, Actinopteri, Labriformes, Labridae. The transcript has 9 exons. Gene Ontology annotation, cellular component: ribosome; cytosolic large ribosomal subunit. The record is from RefSeq and is a predicted model, not a curated record. The coding region runs from base 1 to 1251 and encodes 416 amino acids. Gene Ontology annotation, molecular function: RNA binding; structural constituent of ribosome.
AUGAACGCACCGCCGACUCACCACUGUUUUCUCCGUCCACAGUCCCACCGUAAGUUUUCGGCUCCGCGCCACGGAUCUCUGGGCUUCCUGCCCCGCAAGAGGAGUCGUCGUCAUCGUGGUAAGGCCAAGAGCUUCCCCAAGGAUGACCCCUCCAAGCCCGUGCACCUGACGGCCUUCCUGGGCUACAAGGCCGGCAUGACCCACAUCGUCCGCGAGGUCGACAGACCCGGCUCAAAGGUCAACAAGAAGGAAGUGGUUGAGGCUGUGACCAUUUUGGAGACACCUCCCAUGAUUGUGGUUGGCGUUGUGGGAUACGUGAACACCCCCAGAGGCCUCCGUUCCUUCAAGACCAUCUUCGCUGAGCACGUCAGUGAUGAGUGCAAGCGCCGCUUCUACAAGAACUGGUACAAGUCCAAGAAGAAGGCGUUCACCAAAUACUGCAAGAAAUGGCAGGAUGAUGAGGGCAAGAAGCAGCUGGAGAAGGACUUUAAUUCCAUGAAGAAGUACUGCCAGGUCAUCCGCAUCAUCGCCCACACACAGAUGCGUCUGCUGCCCGUGAGGCAGAAGAAGUCUCACCUCAUGGAGGUGCAGCUGAACGGAGGCACCAUCGACGACAAGGUGGACUGGGCCCGCGAGAAGCUGGAGCAGGCCGUGCCAGUGAACAAUGUGUUCACCCAGGACGAGAUGAUCGACGUCAUCGGUAUCACAAAGGGUCACGGAUACAAGGGUGUCACCAGCCGUUGGCACACAAAGAAGCUUCCCCGCAAGACCCAUCGUGGUCUCCGUAAGGUGGCCUGUAUUGGUGCCUGGCAUCCUGCCCGCGUGGCCUUCUCUGUAGCCCGUGCCGGUCAGAAGGGUUACCAUCACCGUACCGAGAUCAACAAGAAGAUCUACAAGAUCGGCCAGGGCUACCACACCAAGGACGGCAAGCUGGUGAAGAACAACGCCUCAACAGAGUACGAUCUGUCCAACAAGAGCAUCAACCCCCUGGGUGGCUUUGUCCACUACGGAGAGGUGACCAACGACUUUGUCAUGGUGAAGGGCUGUGUUGUGGGGACCAAGAAGAGGGUGCUGACUCUGCGCAAGUCUCUGCUGGUGCAGAGCAGCCGUCGUGCCCUGGAGAAGAUCGACCUCAAGUUCAUCGACACCACCUCCAAGUUCGGUCAUGGCCGCUUCCAGACCGUGGAGGAGAAGAAGGCGUUCAUGGGACCACUCAAGAAGGACCGCAUCACCAAGGAGGAGACUGCUUAAAGUCUCGGUCCAUGACCAAAGUCUCUGCUGCAUUCGCCAUCACCAUCUUUACUGUUCUGCAGAGUUAUUUAAUAAAAAAAGAAA